Messenger RNA from Paramuricea clavata, 24477 nucleotides. NCBI's taxonomy places the organism in Eukaryota, Metazoa, Cnidaria, Anthozoa, Malacalcyonacea, Plexauridae. The record is from the annotation of a GenBank genome assembly.
AUGAAUAACGAGAAAUCUUCUAGUUUGCACCAUAGUGCCUCAGUUCCAUUAUUACAAGAUAAAUCACUGGAAUUGAAAGAUUUUUCAGGCACACAUGUGGAGCGAGAACAAAGUUUGUAUCAUUUCACUGACUUAGAAAGAACAUCUAAGACAUCAAGAAGAUUAGCUGGAUUGUUUGGCAAGUCACCAAGAGAAUUACAUUCAGAUUAUGCUAAUAUAUCGCUACACCAGGUAUAUGUUUCCCUCUUUCAGCGCUUUCAUAUUUAGUUAAUAUUUAACCAUUUUAUACUACUGUAGUUACAGUUAAAAUACAAGAACCUUCCUACUUCCGCUUCUAUAAUCUGUUGUAAAUUACUGUAAAUUGUUCUGUUUUUCUGCAGCGGUUACCAAAUUAUGAGCAAAUGCAGCAAAAAAAUUUAGUUUUCUUUGUUCCAUAUGGGGUACGAAAUUUGAAUUUUAUCACAGUAUUUGUCUAUAAAUCGGUAACCGUUAAUCGUUAUGGUAGUACAGACCAAAUUACAGAAAAUGUCAACAACUUGUACUUUGACUGUAUUAACAGCUUUUCAUUUUCAACUUUAUAUUCUUGAAUUGACCACAUUUAGGGGCUAUGUCCAUAUAAUUUUAAGUUACCACACAAAAUGUCAAAUUGACAUUUUUAUCUAAAGCCCUCCCCCAGCCUUUGAUGUUUUGUGAAGCAACCUCAACCCAGAAGCAAUGGGUUGGCUGCAACACUAGGCAUUUGUUUUCAACCUGGUGUGACAGUGGAUACUGCCCCCCCCCCAAAAAAAAAGUGUUCCCUCAGACACUAGCAGAUUGUGUCUCCCUUGCAGCUGAACAGGUUACCAAGACACAUUGGUAGAUGUUUUAUUAACCCAUCAAUGUACAAGACUCUUGCCUUGAUGAGUAAAAUCAUCUUGCAUUAGACAGAGUAAAAUACUAAAGUUGGGCACAUUGGACUGUAGGCCCAGCCUCAGGGUCCAGUAGAGGUCCAAUUUUUCUACAGGAGGACACCAAAGUCUCAUCUGGACUGCUUGGUAGAGUCAAACUGGUAUUAUUAAUACUACUGCAUGUUCUCACAUAUUCUGACUAAGAUGAUAUUAUAAUCAGAUGGUGGAAUUGAACUGUGGUGACAGCUGAGGUGAAUUGCACAUGCACUGACUACUGUGUCAACAACACAGCUUUGAACUGGUAUAUUUUGCUGCGUAAUUUUUAGGCAGCCAGAGAUGGAAGGUUGGAUCUUGUUGAAAAGAAACUUCAGUUACUUGGCAAAAAUUCCAGCAAGAUCAGCACACAAGACAAAGAUGGUUCUACAGCAUUACAUUAUGCUGUCAGAUAUAACCAUCAUAAUAUUGUCAAGAAGUUAGUUGAGUGGGGAGCACGUGAGUGUAGACUCAUAAUUAUUAAAACUUAGUUUGUUCAUUGUCAGCUGUACUGGUAAUAUAAAGAUUACAGAAUACAGAUGUUGGUAUUCAGUGAUAUCUGUGUAUGCGGAUCAGUGUAGAACUCUUCCCAAAAUAUUGUUGUGUGCGAAUUUAUGAUGGCAGGGUUUUUUCAGGGAUUUUUUAGGGCCGUAAAACGGCCCCAAAAACUCAAUCUUGAAUUGAGUUUUGAAACUCAAUCUUCUCAUCAAACGAUUCUGUACAGUACAAUGAAGUUGUUUGAGUUAAAUUCAUGACGUGUCGUGUGCAAAUUAAGUAAAACCAAAACCAAAACCCAAAAAUUAAGUAAAAAUGGCUGGAAUUCAUUUCACAACACAAGAAAAACAACGCAUUCACCGUCGUUAACCAGUUUAUAGUGUCCCUUAGUGCCCCUGCUUUAACACAUUCCAUCUCAACUGCAUAAAAGUGGGUACAGGUUUCAGCCUCCCAGUAGGGGGGGGGGAGACAGCUGCCUCAGACCCCCCUAGCUUCAGCUAGCUAAACUCAAUCUUCUCUGCAAAAACGGACCCAAGAAAAAGUCCUGGAAAAAACCCUGGAUGGUCAUAUCCUCAUGGCCAUAUUAUUGCUGCAAAUCUCAGUUCUGUAGGCUUUUGAGACUCAAAGUUUAUAUUAAUUUUCUUUAUGGUGGCUAUUUUAUUUGCAUACUUAAUUACUACAAUAUUUUUAUUGUCUUCAAGACUUCAAUGCAUGCCCCAGCAUGCAGUAUAUAUUACAUAAUACAGUGAUGUCAUGUUACUUCAUAAUAUAACACUAUAAUAAGUUAUUAAACUGUUUUUGGCUUAAUUAAAUUUUGGGUAGUUUGAUUCAAUAAUAGCCUAUUUGCAAGGCUUUCAUGGAAUGUAAAAUCGCUGUGAAAGAUUUUGUUGCAUAUGGUGUCCCCCAAGUACAGACAUCUCUAGCUACUUCCAAUGUCCUGACAUAUAUCCUGACUUCUGUUCAGUUGAUAAAACACCCAUCUCUUUAAUACAGACAGCUCUUUGACACAGAAAUUUUGUUGUAUCCUCUCAGAAUCAGAAAGUUAACUGUAGUACAGUACUUUGUUAAUACUGGAUUAUUGUUCUAAAAUUAGUUUCAAACUGUUUCCUACAGCAAAGGACGGUCCAGCUACAGCCUACAGCCUUCCCUUAUUGGGCCUGUGUUACUACAAAAGCAAGCCUAAAUUAAAGUAAACUAAACUAACUUAGUUUAUUAUACUGGAUGAAGUUUUUAAGUUUAUGGCAAAGAGGUUAAUAUCAGAUUGAAUCAUAUUUUCGCUCGCUACUCUGGGUUUAAACUUGUAUAGAAAUGAAAUGCAAUGACCAAUCAAACUGCAUUUCACAACCUGGCAUUUUGAAAAUGAUUAACACUAGUUAACCAUAUCACUAAUUCCACUGGAUACUGUAGCUCUGACUAUUUGUUCUUCUCCCCAUACUGUAGGUCUGAUAAAGACCACACUGCCUAAUUCACGAAACGUUUUCAUUAAUUUUUUUCGAAAACUAGAUGUAGGUGCCAAGGGGGAAAAUGGAGCAACUCCUCUCCACCUGGCAGCAAGAUUUCAAGUGGAUAGACGUGCUCAUGCAAAUGAAGGUCCGUCAACAACUGUAACACCUGAAGGAACUCCGAAUUUGGAAAAGAAACAAUUGGAAGGACCAUCUGACGAAAAGGCGUCAGGUGGAAACACAUCACAAAAGACGUCGUAUCUUAGACCUCCAAGCUUUGGUCUCAGGAAGAAAGAUAGUGGAGGUACAGUACCUGACUGUACAGAUUUGCACUAAGUCUGCCUCUCAAGGGUGAUUUAUCGGGGAUUUAUAAAGAGUGUGCGAAAAUGUGGGCAAGAGAAAUUUUAAGGCGAGCAGGUGGAAAGGGGAAAAAUUGGGAGAGGCAGAUUUGUUUAUUUAGUUCAGGACCUUUCCUAAAAUCACUUUGUGAGAAUCUUCCUGAAAAUAAAUAUUAAUUGAUUAAUUAAUUUUAAUUAAUUAAUUAAUUAAUUAAUUAAUUAAUUAAUUAAUUAAUUAAAAUUAACAUCUAAUACGAUAUUAAUCAUCUGAUGUGGCCGUUAGGUCACAUCGCUUUCCAUCCAGCCAUUAAUGUUGCUAAAUAUUACUAUACUAAAUUAUACUUUCCCGCUGUCGCCGAUAGGGAUGGAAUCGGUAGCUAGUUAAGAUGCGCCUGACUAAGCAGGAAACAUCCCCAAGGAUAAUAAUUCAUAGAAUCCUUAGUCAACCAAUGGUACCUCCUCCAAAAUUACCUCCAACCAGUUAUAAGGGUUGGAGAAAGGUAACCAUUGGUGAUACCUUGCCCAAUAACAACGUCCAAUCCCUUAUAAACCCGCCAUCGCACGAGAAAGAAUAUCGGGUAAAGUGCGAAUAUAAUGGAAAUACGCAUCACUUGCCCCACGUCCAAGAACGUGGAUGAGAGGAACGGAAAGGCCGGUUGCCGCGCCCGCCGUUUCGGCACCACUGCGGAAGCUGUAGGAAGAAAAUUGCCGGGAAUACCCAUGCGUGAAAGAAGAAUGCACAGAUAGCUGUUUACUUGAAGGGCUAUAAACGAACUGCCAUCUGCCCACACAAAUAGAGGGCCGGGUGUCGUGCCGCGUACCGCCAGAUAAUAUUGAAUCGCUGCAACUGGACUCGUGCGUUGACAAUUUGGGUCCAAAUAAAUGCAGCAACCGCGUUCGACAAAGUCAGGUUUCCAGACCUGAAUAAGCCGGUGAAAACGAGCCUCCAACGGACUUGACGGGUAUGCUCGUGACAUCAGCCUUGAUGAGAUGUACAAAGACGUCAAACGGCAGCGACGUCGUAAACUCACCGGCACGAAGAAAUCCGAAAUACAACAACACAGCACGCGAUAAAGUCGUGCUUAACGAGUGGAAGAUCGCGUGCAGAAUUUCCGAUGCUCUCGGGAGACGAGGCGAGUUUGCUGAUCCAUCACAACGCUGAAUACCUUUCAUCACUCGCCUACGGCGUUGAGCAUUCUGUGUAGGGUCAAAGAAACCCAAAUGAAGAUGCAGGGACCGAACUGCCGCGAGAUAAAAACCGACUGUAAACGAAUAAUACGAGCUGCGACUCAGACACUUGAAGAGUAGGAAAGAUUGCAGCCAAUGACCGUAUAAAUUGCCCAAACUGGCGUUGACCUGCAGUAUACGUACGGCAGGAUUUAGCAGCGAGUCCCUGAACGAGAAAAUGGAAACAUCGCGACUCGAAUUCGCGAAGAACAGCUCCUGGAUGAGUUAAGAAGGGACUAGCGGAGAAAGAGUGUUCGCCGUAGGCAGCAAGCGAUGACAUUCCGGAAAAUGAAAACGAGGCCUGAAGAAACAUGGCGGGCCGAUAACGAGAAGUGCAACGGACCUGCAAUUAGUAUACCUGUAACAGCAGAAAUCAUGCGCACAACGAAUCACCGUGAACAACACCUACGGCGCAUAUCGCGAAUCAUGCAACGACGGACAGCAAAGAAACUAGGCACUUCAAACGCAGCGCACCGAAACGCAGCGUUUUUCCAUGUAUCCCAAAAGGUAAUGUGGAACUAGUGACAUUGACACAAAAGAAAAACUACGGUACCUUACGACACAGUCGAAGCAAAAGAGGCUGAAAAACAAUGCGACGAAGACGCAAAGCGAAUAAAGAACUACGAAUGAAGAAGACAGGCGAAACGAAUAAAUGCGAAACGGACGUAAUUCAAACCGACGUAAAGAUGAAUCUAAAAUGACUGCGAAUCCCCUGCGCAGAACGAAGACAUACGAAUAACGAAUCAAUGCAAAAAACGACGGAAUGCAAAUCUAACAUUAAUACAGUACAACUCCCUGCGAAAAAAGGAAGACAUGUGAAUAACGAAUCAAUGCGAAAAACGAAGUAAGGCUAAUAAGAAUAACAUUAACGCGAAUCCCGCCAAAAAACGAAGACAUACAAAUGACGAUGCAAUGCGAAAAAACAACGGAAUACGAAUCUAACAUCAAUGCGAAUCACUGUGAAGAAGGAAGGCAUGCGAAUAACGAAUCAAUGUGAAACCGACGUAACGAGAAUACAGCAAUUUUCGUCCAAGCACAAACCGCAAACAUUUUCGGAAUGCAAAUGACGGAAUGCAAAUGACGAAUGCGAAUAACGAAUCAAACGACGGACUGCGAACAAUGAAUCGAUACGAAACCGACGUAAUACGAAUAUAAUAUUAAUGCGACCACAGAGGAGAGACAUGAGCUGUAACUGACCGUUGUAGAUACUGCGGAAGCUUACGUUUUCAUGUACCCACUUUUUUCAGGCGACCGGGCAAAAAAUGAUCAACUGCGCGUGCUCAGCAAGUUCCGCGAGCAGUUAAAGCGAAUCGCCACCCAUGCAAUCAGAUGCAUGCAUCUAGUAACUUGCCCAGCAUGCGGACAAAAAAAUGGGUACACUAGUUAUAACUCUGUAUAUGUAUAUGAUGCGACUCACUGCGAAGACGAAGAUAUGCGAAUAACGAAGCAAUACGAAACCGACGUAAUUAAUGCGAAUAUAACAUUAAUGCAAAUCAUUACGAAGAACAAAGAUAUGCGAAUCACGAAUGAAUGCAAAACUGCACGUGAUGGCAAAAUAACAGUAAUGCGAAUCAUUGUGAAAAACGAAGACAUCUAAAAACUAAGAACAUCCUUUCGAUUGAAUAGUGAAUGGAUAAUACCUAUAAUCUUAGAAAUAAAGAAACCGAUUUGUCUCUUCCUAAACCGAAUACCGAUUUUGGUAAAAGAUGCUUCAAAUAUAACGGAGCGGUAGCAUAGAAUAAUUUACCGUAUGAGGUAAAAGCAGCGUAAUCUUUUGGUUUUUUAAAAGAACUAAUAAUCAGGCAAACACUGAAAAUUGGCUCGUCCUGUUGCCUAUAUAGUAUAUAGUAAAUAGUAAUUCUUCUUUCUUUGUUUUUGUAAUUUUGUCAAAAAUCACGCCCCUUGUGGAAAUCAGCUCUGAGUUGUUGAGGUCAGCGUGCAUAAAUAACUUUUUGUAUGUAUGUAUAGGUAUGUAUAACAUGAAUGCGAAUCACUGCGAAGAACGACGACAUGCGAAUACCGACGUUAUGCGAAUAUAACAUUAAUGUGAAUCACUGACACUGAAGAACGAAGCCAUCUGAUCGUCUCGGCAAUUGUAAAGGGAAAAAAAAGUUUGAUUGUUUAAUGGUUUGGUGAAACACUUCGUCUGUUUAUAAUUAAGAAACGACAGUGCAAAUGAAAAUUUUGCGUGCAAGAUAAUAAGAAAUAUUGGGAAAUUCGACCAUAUUUCGCCAAGGCAAGGCUACGUGAACUCAACUUGAAGCGCGUGGAACAGCACACCCAGGGCAGGCAUAAAACUUACUUAUAAACAUAUCAAAGCAAUGUUCAGCGCGACAGCCCGGGACUAGCUAGGCUGGCUUGAGCGAGUUAUUCACGAAACGUUUUGACAUGCAUUCAUCAACGAGAUACACGCGGCCAUGCCAGAACGGCAGAACUCAAUGCAAAGACCACUGUAUAAAAUUUCUGCGGAUCAAAGGUCUUUCCAUUAUAGAGGCGUUACCCUCUGGAACGAUCUGGACAUUAAGUACAAAAAAUGAAACAAAACUUUUGAAAAACGACCUGCAUGAAGCGAAGCAUGCUGGAGCAAAUAUAUAGAGCUAAUUAGAUAAUUGUUAUGUUAAUGCUCGAUACAAAGCCAAAGGUCUUAUCCUUUUACCUAAUUUUUUACAACUUGUGAAUAGUGCAACAUCUUAUUGAUUGUAAUCAGUGUUGAAAAUAGUGCAAUAGCGACUCAAUGCAAAGGAAAACGAAUAUAACAUUAGUGCGGUAACGGCGAAAAACAAAAACAUGCGAAUAUACGAGUCAAUUUUUGAAUUUCAUUUUGGAUAGUAGAAUAAAUCUAAACAUUUGUAAAUAUAAAUGUAAUUCAGUCUAUGCUGCAAUGUUGGCCUUAAAACAUCUACUUAUCUAUCUGUAAAUGCGAAUCCCUGCGAAGAACGAAUACAUGCGAAUAGCGAAUUAAUGCGAACACGAACGGAAUGCGAAUAUAGCAAACCUUAAUGUGAAUCAAUCACUGCGACGAACGAAGACAUGCACAUAGCGAAUAAAAAUACGGCGAAUUGACAGAUGCCGACGGAUGGCCACCAUGCUGAGCUGAUGAAGCUGGUAAACGUAGAGUAAAUGGACUCGUAGGUGGUGCCAUAACAUCCUGAGGAAAGGAAGGCGGGCUCGAGGCUGACGAGGAAGACACCACGGCCAAAUAGUGCAAAUGGCAAGCGACUCUAGCGAACGCGACGCACGUGACAAGAACCCCGAACUGCCGAGGAAAUAACAGCUGGAUUAGACACUGUUGACUUACUGAUUGAACCACAGGAAUGCUCGUUGAUGUAGUAGGUAGCUAGUUAACUUAUUCGGGCAUUUCCUCUUGAAAUUUUUAAAGAAUUACACUGAAACUAACUUCGGGAAAAAAGCACUAUGCGAAUGAUGCCAGACCCACGUUGUUUUGAUCAAAUGACCAAGUGACGUUAGCUAGCGCCUCUUAAUUCUCUGUUAACUUCCAUUAUUGUGCCAAUAAUAACAUUUAAUUAAUUAAAAUUAAUUAAUUAAAAUUAGAGGACAGACGCACGGAAUUACGUCACGCGUGACGUAACUUAAGGUAUCCAAUAGCAUUCCCUUAUUUGUAUAGAUCAUGUACGCUUGAUAGUGUAAAAUUUCGACUUUUUCAAAUUUCCAAAUGUUUGGGUGGAAAAAAGUAAGCUAUUUACCUGUUUAAUUUGGGGAUUUUCUUUUUAAUAUAUAAAACAAAAUUAACAAAUAGAUAAGAUUUUGCCGUUGUCUGUUCAGUUAUAGAUACACAGUAUGACGUCAUACUGUGUAUGAGUGUAUCUAUCAAGCAUCUCCUGGACAAGAAGGUGUUGUCUUGUCGAUUCGGUCGAAUAUCUGCGUCACAAAGCACAAAACAUCAAUCAAUUUUUGCGCCAAAUUUAUAACAGGAUUCAAAUUCCUGCAAGGUACAGUAGACAUGUCUGCCUCCCUCUCUCAGUUUUCUCAACCGACCCCAGAGGAGUGCAGCGACCCUAAAAUUUAAUUUAUCUUCGUCAUUUUUAAAGCUAGAACGCUUGGAUCACUUUUCUGCUGUAUGUUGGUUUAAACUUCUUAUUGGCGUUUGCGUUGUCGCCGUCUUGUCUUCUUUGUUCAUCGUACGUUAAAUCAUUGGAAAACAUGAGUCUGAACUAUGUUUUCUCGCGAUUACCGCUGAUAUAUAGGGGCUCACGUAGUUCAGGUCAAUGUUUUACAAUUUGUGUCAAAUGAUUGGAAUAAAAAAGUAAAAUAAAAAUACCUACUGACCCCGUCUUUUUUGGACUUUUCUCAAACAAACAGUUUUAGGCCCAAUUGCAUAUUGCAGUAAUUGAGCCUGGUCACAGACGUAAAGGCAUAUGCACAAACUAUUGUGACACCAACACCCCAUGUGAGGCUAAAACGCUUACAAUUUUAUUUUGCAGGUAUUGAACGUCAUCUUUUAAAGAAUGCAAUGGACAUAUUAUUAAAAGACUCAAUUAUCUUGUACUUACUGUCUCGGAAAGCAAACGUAAACAGUCGUGAUAACCUUGGAUGUACACCACUUCAUUACGCUGCUUCAAAAUGUAACGAAACAGCCGUCAUGCAAUUGUUGACUGACAAGAACAUUGAUCUCGAGGUUUGUGGGGUAUAUUUUUUUAAUGAUUCGCCCAUAUGAAAUACUAUUAUUUACAUAACAGGAAAAAAUAAAAUAAAUUAUCGGGCUAGGAGUCUAUUGAAACCUUAACAGGCUUUUCGAUUUAGACCCCUCGUUAAAGUCUUUAUGCCAUGUCUUUGUGCCAUACAGUAAAUAGUAUAUCGUAAUAUUACAAUUAUUAUAUUAUUAUAAUUUUGACAACUUAACUAUUAAUUACAGUAAGGUUAAGGUUAGCAUCAAGAUUAGGCUUAUAAAUGUUAGGGUUUAGCAUUAUUAUGGCUAAGAUGAGGCGGGUUGGUUGGUGUGAAGUUUAGGGUUAUGAUUAGAGACUUAGAGUUAUAAUUUUAGGAUUGCAGGCAAGAGUUAGGAACAGUAGGUAUAACCUCCUAUUUACUGUAAUUCAGGCAAAAGACAAGACCGAAAUGACAGCAUUACAUUGCGCUGCAUUGGAAGGCUCAGUGAAAGUUGCUAAAAUAUUGAUUGAUGCUGGAGCAUGUUUACGAUGUUUUGAUGAGGAAGGAAUGACUCCUUUACAUUUUGCUUCCAUGGAGGGAAGCCUUGACGUCGCUCAAUAUCUCUUUGAAAUCGGUAAAUAUGCCUAUAUUUUCCGAUCUCACCUACAGUAACAGUCCUACACCAUUUUAUUUAUGCUGGAUGACUCUAUCAAUUAGCCUUUCUUAUUCGCCAUUUUUGGGGUACUGCCUCUCCCAAGACAGUACCCCAAAAAUGGCGGAUAUGGGUAUAGUACUGAAAGAAAAUCUGCGAUGUUUGGUAGAGUUAAACUGGAUAGGAAGCAUUCUUCUCACAUGCAACUGAAGUAUAAUAGAUUUAUGAGAAAACUGACAGGAAUAAACCCCACCCCUGUUGCAGAAAUGAAAGACGGUUUAUGUGGUUUAGACUGUGCCACUAACUCCUCCAAAAAACAAACACUAACACUUGAGCCAUAAACAAACACCUUUUAUGCACAGUUUUAUAUUGUUGUUUAUUUGUUUGUUUGCAUUAGCGGAACAUAAAGGUGGUUGGGAAACUCUGUCUAAGAUGGUUUUAGAUCAAGACAGAGAAGAACAGACUGCAUUACAUCUUGCUGUGGAGAAUGGACAUUAUGAAAUAGUUCUUCUUCUGAUUGAAAAAGGGACGAAUGUCAAUUGUGUUAAAGUUAACUUGGUCGCUCCACUUCACCUUGCAACAACAAACGGACAUCUUGAUAUUGUUCAACUUUUGCUUAAUUAUGAUGCAAAUAUUGAAGCCAAGACAGCAAUGCAGAGAACACCUCUCAUGAGAGCAGCGACGUUUAACAGACUUGAGAUUUUGAACUAUUUGUGGAAAAAGUAUGUGUUGCAGUAGUUUAAUUUUUCUCGCCCCUGCAGGGCUUAUUUUAGUGCGCCGUAUUCAUUGAAAAGUAUGCAGUAUUGAAUGUGAAAGUGUGCAUUAUUAUUUAAUAUUUUCAGUUUCGACUUGCUAUUACAAGACAGUGCUAUGGCAACGUCGCAGAAUUACUUAGGUCACAAAAGCACGAGGAAAAGGGAAGUGCAGGGGUUGUGCAGUUAAACCCAGUGAGCUCUCUCUCUCUCUCUCUCUCUCUCUCUCUCUCUCUAUCUCUCUCUCUCUCUCUCUCUCUCUCUCUCUCUCUCUCUCUCUCUCUCUCUCUCUCUCUCUCUCUCUCUCUCUCUCUCUCUCUCUCUCUCUCUCUCUCUCUCUCUCUCUCUCUCUCUCUCUCUCUCUCUCUCUCUCUCUCUCUCUCUAUAUCUGGAGCGAUAACUUCAGUCAUUCGGCCUAUGAGAAAAGUGAAGCCAAGAUGCCAGAGUUUGACGUCCAAUAUCUCUGAAGGUCAUAAACAGUUUUAAUAGUGAGCUUAAGCAAGUGACGUUUUUGUCAGCACGAAAAUUGGUAUCAUAGCGCUCGUGUAAGAAAGCAAAAAACUUUAAAAAUCUUAUAUUUUGUCAGAUGUGUUGAAGAUUACCACAAACUGACAAAAACACAGUUUUUAAUCCAGUACCCCCCUCGGCAAUCUGACGUCCUUGUUGACAAAAACAUCGCUUGCCUAAGCUCGUUAAUAACAUAUUCCCCAGCUAAUCCCAGUUCGAACCAUAUCGUUAAUCAAGUUAUCAGUUUGUAAAACCAUGAUAGAAUUAUUCUUUAAAUCGAAGUCAAAAUACGAAAUUUCGGUACACUCUUUGCCAACUUCGUGUUAGCCGCGCAGACAAAAACAAUAGGAGAGGACUGGAUUUUGGACUCGAGUUCUCGCUCCAGAUAUAUAUAUCAAGCUCACUUGGUUAGGCAUAAUGGUAAUGGACAUGAAGAACAAAGGAAAUUUUCAACAAUUCUUAACCAAAUAAAUAGAUGAUACAUUAUUAAGACAAACAGGGAAUCCGGGGAAAACAAUACUUACGUGUACUGUUGGAUCAUUUUUCAAAAUGUGUAAUUCUAAGAUGCAACUACCUGAAAGAUAUAAGGAGAAUUUGGACGUUUCGAGCGAAGGCCCUUUGGCGGGAGUUACUAAAUCCAUCUGAUUAAUUUAAUUUUUGUCACGUGAUUGCUUUUAUAUUCUUAGUUUAAAAGCUCGUGUAAUUUUCCCGCUACUAACUCCCGACGAAGGGUCGAAGUUCUCCUUAUAUUUUUCAGAUAGUUGCAUCGUUAUUUUUGGCACUACCUACAGGCACAGACAGUUCAAGUUCUUAAAUUGAGAUACUUGUAUGCUUCCUUUAGAAUUUUUAUAAAAUCUCUCCAAACUGGAAGAAAUGCCAUUUCAGAGACUUCCCAAAGAAGGACCGCCUGUGUAAAAUGUGGUCACAGGUUCUUCCACCAACGGUGAAAAUGAGCACUUCUAAAUUCCCUCAAAUGACACCCGUUGUAUUGAAAAAUGCUGUUGCACUUGCUCAAAGCGCUACUGAUGUUUUCUUUUAGAGGAGCAAGGCUAGAGUGUCGUGAUCGUGAUAAAAACACGCCAUUGUUGAUCGCUGGCAAGAAGAACCAUGUUGAUUCAGUGAUGUUCUUGUUAGAACAUGGUGCAGAGCCGAGUGCUAAAGAUAAAAAUGAUAGGAAUGUUUAUCAUCAUACCGCUGUCGAAGGAUGUCUUGAUAGUUUAAAGGUGCGAGCAUCUCUCCAUUUGGAGUUGUGUGCAUGCCUGUACUUUUUUACAGGUAACCAGAAAUAAUUUGCUAUUGCGAGCAGCAGGAGCAGGUUUGGGACCAACCUCGUUCUCAGGAGAGACCCUGGGAACGAGGUUGAUUUGGGACCGCUUAGCUUGCGAGUUGCGACGGGAGGUCGGGCCACCGGGGGAAACUUGGGCCUGUGAAAGUUAAUUCUGGCAAUAGAAAACAUAACUCAAAGCUUGAAGGCUUGAGAUUUGAUAUAUAAAAUUUGGCCACGGAACAGGAAAAUAGUCAAACCACACAAAGUUUGAAAAUGGAAAAAGACGCUUAUUAAAUCUGGGGCCGGUUGUAUAAAAAAGUGAUUAAAGUUAACUAUAGUUAGUGGAAACGUCAUCCAAUAAGAAGCGCGUAUUUGAGAGUUAAUCACUAUUUAACUACAAAAUAGUGAUUAAAAAAGUGAUUAAGAGUUUUAUACAACCGGCCCCUGGUCGGUAAAUAUUGCAAAAAGUGAAAAAGGUACUGGGAGAAAUUGAAAUUUUUUACCAUACUAUCAUGCACAAGUCCUUCUGCAUGACCCGGUUUAUAGUUAGUUCCAGUCGCAUGCAGAUCACUCGGAUCCCAACGAUCCCAACAUCCGACAUCCAUGGUUGUGUGCAAAAGUAAUCAUAACAGUAAUCCCAAAGCUAACUCAACAAAGUAAUCCUAAGGCUAACCUCAACCCUAACCCCACACUAAACUUAACGCUAAUCCUCUCACGUUAUUUCGGGAUAGAUAUAUGGAAAAGGGCCGUAGUUGUUAAGCAUUGGAUAAUAUACAGGGUAUUAUGAUAAAAUUGUAAGAUAACAGUUCAUGUUUUCCCCUGUAGUAUCUACUGAAAGAUCAACGUGCCAAAGCGUUGCUGAACGAACCAGAUAAAUUUGAAGAUACAGCAUUACACUUGGCAGCAAGUAAAGGCUUUGAUGAAAUAGUUAGGGUAUGUAAAAAAUAUUGCUUGCCUAAUUUUUCGCUGCCCGCGCCUCACCUGCCAACCCCUUAAAACCGCCAGCUACGCAGGCUAUAUUUGCGGCUUAGAGCUAAGUUGAAUUACGAAGGACGCAAAUCGACCUGAUCGAGUUGAACGCUUACGUCUCUGCCUGAUCAAGUAGCACAGCUACAAUUGAAUGAUUAGUUUGGGAUUUAUCCAACUCACCCUGUUUUUGUGGGAGGCAAGCGGAUUACCUGGCGAAAACCCAACGACUUUUGGUGGAGCUUUGACUGACUCUUAUCAAGAAGUAUCAAGAAUCAGCAGCGAGAAUGAAGCCCAGGAUCUCAGACGUGAAAAGUCUUUGUUCUGACGACUCCGCCACAGUAAUUGUUCAUAAUAUGAUACAUGUAGUGAGUGUAGUCGUAAACCUCGCAUCACUUUCAUUAUAAUCUACCCGUUGAAGACUGUAGACUGACAGUCGUCGAAAGCUUGUAAAAAAUAAAUAUUAUAACUAGAAGUUACUAUCGCAAGAAAAAUGCUGCCUCACUCCCAAGGGACAGGGCCGAAUUUCAAGUUCACUCUCACACCCCCUCACCCCUGCCAACCAUAUUUAUUUAUUUAACUUUGCCAACUAGGGCAGAGUCACCACAGCAGCAUAUGCCAAUUACUGUGGGCCCUUUUACCUAACCGGCCCUGUGGGAGGAAACCUUCCAACAUGUAAACAGCCCCUACGAUGCCUGUUCAUGAGAUAGGAAAAUUGCCAUUUGAAUGUCAAACACGUUGCACAAAGUUGAAGCGCGUCUAAAUAUUCCGUUCUACUUUCUUGGCAUUGGUGGUUUUAUAUGAAUACCAUCAAUUCUAACUUAUAAUUAUUUCUUACUUUUGUAUAUGUAUAUGUAUAAUUAUAAUACUGUCUGUGGCAAAGCUAGCCAUAGCAACAGGUGAUGUUAUGAAAGUUUUUAAUGAUUUGUAUUAUUCAAAUCAUGCAGGUUUAUUGGCAUAGCAUGACCAGUUGCCAUGGUUAGCUUGCCAAUGAAUACUGUAUAAUAUCAAAUAUAGAAAUACUAAGUCAAUUUUUGUCCCAAUGGCAAUUUUCGUUUUAAUGGCACCUUCAAGGCUACCCCUAUCGCAGAACAAUUUAACAAUCUGCUGAUGGAUAGAAAACAUUUAUUCAUUGACAUUUUUGUUUAAUAGAUUAAGUCACUAAGAUUGUACUCAGUCUGAACAGCAAAAUUAUACAAUAAGAAAGAAAUUGUGAGCAUUAAUUAUCGAAAAAUAUAGUAUACCCUGAAAUGUAGUGACACAGCCAGGUGAAUAUAGGAAUGUAGGCUGGUAGGAUUAUUUCAUAUUAUGCUAUUGAUGGACAUAUCUCAGAGAUAUAAGCAGUUAAAGCAGAUCAUUAUAUUUUGUACAAAAGUCGAUUGACAAAUUUGACAUGCUGUUACAUGUAACUGCUGGUAAGUUAAUAUGUGCAUGCAGCAUGUGUUGCUAGUAUAGGAUUCUUAUUAAGCCUGAUUAUGAUACAUCUAGAAUGAACACAAAAAACGCAUCGCCACACAAACAAAUAUAAAACUAAAGGUACAUUUUGACUCCUUGUUUAUAUAUAAAAUAUUGACAUUAUUGUCUAUUGACGAAUCGAAGCGAGUACCGACUCAAAAUAUUGUCGAUCGUUUCCAUUGUGCAAAUCCAACAAACUGUAUGUAAAUAUAAAGCUCGUAUUCGUAUUUCUCGUAUUUAAACCACUGAAGAAUCAUGGCUGCGCGACACGAAAUAAAGUUUGACCGCCCCCCUUGUUUAUAAAAACUUCCUGAAGCCUUAAUUAUUUCCCCGGAAUUUCGAAAUCCUGACAAACAGACACAAAGUCGAGAUCUCGACAAUACAUAACUCGCGCGAAAGAGAACGUCUAUAGUUUUCAAUAUGAAUAAUCCUGCAUGGUUUCGCAUCAAACAUAUUUAAAUGUAGUGGGUUGUUAGAACAGCAAAUUAUGGUCUGGUUAUGGUUUGGAAACUCAACCAAAGUUUCAGUUCUAUCUUUUUGUUAAUUUGUAAGGCCUCCUUACGGUAACAGUGCAUAUCACACGGAUUAGUUUACUCUGUAUCAAUAGAGUUUAUUCAUUCUUUCUUUCUUUCUUUCUUGCCAGCUUUUGUUGGAGAAUGGAGCCAUUAUUGAUGCAAAAAAUGAUCAAGAUCUCACUCCAUUACAUCUCGCUGCAAAACACGGCAGAACAAGGUUGGUAACUGUAGAAAUACUUGUAUUAUACCUACACUAAAACGAAACCCACGAAGCACCUUUUAAAUAAUGCAUGUUAAGAAAAGGCCCAAAUUCGAACAGAUAUCAAGAUGUUUUUGGUAAAGCAGUCAUAAUUCCAAUUCAUACCGAAAAACGGUAAAUGUUUAAAACUCGAGAUUAAAAAAAAAAAUUUAAUUUUAGAGUGACAAUGAUACUAAUCAAACAAGAUCCUUCCAUUAUAAACGACGAAGAUGAUUGUUCUAACACACCCCUCCAUCUUGCUGCCUUGCAUGGUCAUAUUAAAGUCGUGGAGUUGUUGUUGAACCAAGGAGCAGCCAUUGAUGCAAGGUGAGAUCUGCAUAAUAUUAGGAGCAGCCAUUGAUGCAAGGUGAGAUCUGCAUAAUAUCUCGGAUCAACUCUCCUUUAUCACUUUUUAUAACGCGUCCGUAACAUCUUAGUAUUGCUUCCCUUAUUUAUCUGCAAUGUCUAACGCCAUAUUUAUGUUUUUAUCUCUUCAUUCCAUAUUGUCUCUGACAAGCUCUUCUUCCUCUCUUUUUAUUACGUGUCCAUACCAUCUUAGCCUUGCUUCCCUCGUCGUCUCUACAAUGUUUACCACCCUACAUCUUCAGAUCUCUUCGUUCUCUAAUGUCACUGACAGGCUCUCCUUCACUUCUUCUCAUUACGUUUUCACACCACCUCAGCCUUUCUUCCCUCACCUUCUCCGCAAUGUCUACGAAUCCUACAUCUUCAGGUCUCUUCAUUUCAUAAUGUCUCUGACAGGCUCUCCUUAAUCUAUUCUCAUUACGUGUCCAUACUAUCUCAACCUUGCCUCCCUCACCUUUCCUGCAAUGUCUGCGAACCCACAUUUCGAUUUUAUAAUAUCUCCUACACACUCUUCUUUUCCAUCUCUUUUUAUCACCAGUGGCGUAGCCAUCCAGACAAUUUAGUCCCGCUAUGCAAAUUCAAAAUUAUUAUCAUUAUUCAUUUCUUUAGAAAUUGAUUGUUUUCACAGUCAAUGAACACGAAAAUAUUUGCAUAGCGAGACUAAAUCGUCGGGCUGGCUACGCUACUGCUUAUCACGUCUCCAUGCCAUCUCAGCCUUGCUUCCCUCUCCUGCUCUGCAAUAUCUACACACCCACAUGUUCUUCUGGUCCUUUUAUUUUAUAAUGUCUCCAACAGUAUCUUCUUCAUCUCUUCUUAUUACGUGUUCAUGCCAUCUCAGCCUUGCUUCCCUCGCCUGAUCUGCAAUGUCUACGAAACCACAAGUUCUUCUGAUCGUUUCAUUUCAUAAUGUCUCCGAGACAAGAUAUCUAUGCUCCGAGAGGAUCUUCUUCAUCUUUUCUUAUUACGUGUCCAUGUCAUCUCAUCCUUGCUUCCCUUACUUCUCUGCAAUGUUACCAUACCACAUCUCCAUUUCGAUAAUAUCUCUGACCAGCUAUUGUUAUUUCUGUAGGAACAAUACAUUAUGGACUCCACUUGACUGUGCCGCUGCUGAGGGAUGGACCAAAACUGCCACAGUUCUUUUAAAUAAAGGUUCUCCUGUUGACCCGUUGGAUAAAGCAAAGGUAAUCAAAUGAAUGAAACCCAAUUCAUUCACAUGUAUAAUUUAGGUACUUGUUUCAUUCUAUGAUUACAUUUAUUUAUUUAUUAAAAUAUUCCUGCAUAUAGAAGUGCAUGUAGGUUUUUUGAAAAUGACAACCUACUGUAUUAAUACAGUACGUACAGUAUAAACCGAACACGAUCUGAAACAUGUUUACUUAGGCAAUUUUCAUUUAGUCCCGAUCCUCAAACUCUAACCUUAAUAUUAACGUUGCUGGUUCAAGUGAGGCCAAAGGCUACUGUUAAAAGUAAAGUAAAGUUAGGCGGAAAUUUUAUUUUAAAACUAUAAAAAUAUAAAAACUUUUUAUAUUUUUUAUAGUUUUAAAAUAAAAUUUCCCCCUAACUUUACUUUACUUUUAACAGCAGCUUUUGGCCUCACUUGAACCAGCAACAUUCCUAUAAUGCUACUGAAGGACAACUUUGUACGCUUAAUAUUAACCCUACGUCUAGCCCUAAUCUUUAUGACAACAUUUUUGGAUAGUAUAUAAUGUAAGAAAAUAAGCCUGUUUCCCUUUGCAUAGUUCAGUGAAAUUCUAAUUCUUAGACAACACCCCUGCAUCUCGCGUGCCGUGAAGGACAUCCAGAAAUGGUGAAAUUACUUCUCUCAAGGAAAGCAGACCUUACGUUGACUGAUAAUGAAAGAAAUAACUGUUUGGACAUUGCUAUCGAUCAUGGACGAAAGUAAGUCACAGAGUCGCACUUACACGUACGGUACUGUAAAUAUACUCGUUAUUAUCAUUAGCGACUGUAUAUGUGGGAUUCACUAAGCACUGUCGUGCAGGAAAUUGUCAACUUGUGGUGAUCAGAGUGUGAAAAUAAUGUUCAUUCGUAGUCUUCUAUUUCAAAGCAAAACUGAGAGAUUAAAGUUGAAUUAUCUUGCUAGUGUCGACAUAUUUGAAGUCGACCAUCAUCUGCUGCUGUAAUGCUUAUUGUAAACCAAACAUAUGGUGAAACUACAGUAUAUAAAUUAACUUUAUCUAUAUUGGAUAGCUCUAUCAGUUGUUCUCUCUAUAGGACCAGUAAUGGCUUUACCAAAUUUGUCCAGUGUUACUGCAGAAGAAAAUCGGAAUACUGAGAGAAAAUUUGUAUACUGUUUGGUUGAGUCAAAUUUGAAGCACUCUUCUCAAAUGAAAUAAAAUUUAAAACAAAAUGAAAACAUCUUGAAAAGCAAAGAUAUGGACUAAAACAAGACGUAAACGUAAAUUAUUGUACAGUCGAAGCCCUAUUAAGCGGACACCUUCGGAACCUCAGCAAUGUGUCCGCAACAACUAACUUAGGAACUGUACAGACAAAGGUAAAUGUGGAGAGGUUGUUUACGGUGUGGAACUUCCUACGAGUUCAUGGUUCGAGAAGACAGUUUUUCUUGCAAUUGCUUGAAAGACAAAUUAAAGAAAGAAAGUUUGUUUUUAGAGAUUAACUCAAGUUAUUAGCGUUAUACUACUUAGAAAUACUGCCAAACACUGAUAACAAAUACAUGUCCCAGGCCUCAAAAUAACGGCCGGUCAACGGACAAUGACCGGCCAAAAAUGCCUCUUGACCGGUCACUUUUUUACCUCACCGGUCAUUUUGACCUGCCACAUUUUCAUGCCUUCCAAUGUGAUUGCUAACAUCUUGAAUUUAUAUGAAACUAUGAUGUAUCGAAACAAGUUUCUAAUAGUUUGUUUCACUGUUAGUGUAAGCGUAUCAAUGACCGGUCAAAAACAGAUUUUGAACGUCGAGUUAAAAUCAAGUUGACCGGUCAUUUUGACUCUCCCGUUAUUUUGAGCCCUGAUGCCUAGUGAAUUUCCAACAAAUACAUGUCUAAUAAGUGUCGGCUUCCGUUUAAUAGAGGUAACCGCUGAAUGGGGGUAACGAUAUAGCAUUUUAAAAAAUCAUUGGAACCAGAGGGCCGGAACAUUAAAUUCAAGCUAAUAAGCAGGUCUUCUGACGAAUUAUUUGCACGCGCACUUACGAGUUUCACCGCCGACACAUGAUUGAGUAUAUUUCAGUAGAACUCAGUUUCGAAAGAAAUCAGAUCAAUACCAACGAAAAAUUAGUUAAAAUAGCAGCACAGGACAGCUAAAAGUUUGCAUUUUAACGACAGAUUACCGCGAUAUUUUUGCUCAAACUUUUGUUCUGGCACUUGAGCACAUGUUUACAACUCCUUCAACGCCACGCGCAAAAUAAUGUACAAAAGGCCUGAAAGCGAGCAAAAGAAUCAACCAAUCAGACCAAAGUCGCCUUUGUUUGGUACAGUAUGUGUCAGAGAGGUGUCUGUUGAUAGGGGUUCCACUGUAUUUCGAUGCUAUUAGCUGAAUUAAGGUGAAUAUGAGAAAUGCAUAUUGCAGGAAUUGAACCUCGAUCACAACGAAAUAAUUUAUCGUAUUGUUUCAGGGAUGUUGUCUUAGAGAUUCUUAAUCAUGCUCAAUGGAAAAGAGUAAUGCGAAAUCGAACUACAGACGGAGCUACGGUAACUACACCAAUGCGAAAAUUAAUCAAGAAACUUCCUGAUCUAGCAAUGAAAGUCUGUGAUAGAUGUUUUCAUGUGAAAGAACCUGUGAAUCAUUUAGAUUACAAUAUCACAUUAAAUUAUGAAUUCUUGGAUGAUAUUAAUGCUGAAUGGUUUGAAUCCGAUACCGCUCAUACAGGAGAUGACGGGCUGGAGGAUAUUGUUUAUAAGAUUAAGAAAGCUUUGCCAGAAAACUCGACCAGACAAUUACAAAUGAAACACAAUCAUCCGCUUAUACUCAUGGUAAGGAUUCGUGUACGAGUUGUGCCUUUUACCCCAAUAUUACGAUUGACCCGAUUCAUUCUAACCUUAACCCUAACCCUAACUAAUCCUUUAUAAAACAGGGUGUCCACGGAAAAAAAAGAUUUCCAGGACUGGAAAGUCCUUGAAAAUCAGUAGGAGUCCUUGAAAGUCCUGGAAUUAUUUUCCUUAACCUCCAGCUAUGCCAACAUUAGUGAUUUUGAUUAAAAUUACUGAAUAAAUUGAAUUAUUUGCUGGAUAAAGUCUAAAAUCCGUGCCAUUUUCAAAGAUUUUUCCCAGUUCUAGGUCCUUGAAUUUAAUGAAAAGGGUCUUGAAAGUCCUGGAAAAGUCCUUGAAUUUCACCUUCACCAAAGGGUGGACACCCUGUUAAAACCUUAAAGGGCAUAUGACUCGAAAAUUGACGGUGUUAUUUUUUAGUCUAAUUUGAAAGAUCAUUGAAAACUGUAGAGUAACUUCUUUGACAGAUUUUUGUUUUCUUGCUUCGUUUUGGAGAUAUUUCAUUUUGUAUGAUAUGCAAAGGACCAACUUUCUACGUCACAUAUGCAUAAUGAUUUACUUUAAAAUGUUAUAUAAUUUUGUCACUAUCAAAUAUAUUCGCUCAAAAUGAAUGACGAGCACGAGAUUUGUCCACAACAACACCCAUGUAGGUUUUUUACUGAUUGUGUUUAGUCGUAUUAAAGAUAUACAGCUUUUAGGGCUAAAUCAUUAUACAUAUGUGACGUAGGAAGUUGGUCUUUUGCAUAUCAUACAAAAUGAAAUAUCUCCAAAACGAAGAAAGAAAACAAAAAUCUGUCAAAGAAGUUACUCUACAGUUUUCAAUGAUCUUUCAAAUUUGACCAAAAAACAACACCGUCAAUUUUCUCGAGUCAUAAGCCCUUUAACCCAAACUCUCGUGAGUCGUAAUUCUAACCAUGACAGGCAGAUUAUAUGUUACCAAAUAAUUAUUAACAUAAAUAUUUACAUGCAUGACUAUGGCAGUUAGAUGGUAAUAAGCAACCCAGAAUAACUGUUAAAGUUAAUCGAGCUGGAUGGCUGCUCUUGAUAUAUUAACGUUAGGGUUAGUAUUAGAGUUUGCCUUGGGCUUAGGUUUAGGGCUAAAUCUAGGCUUUGCUGGCAUGCAUUUUGACAAGACGUACACAAUUACACACACUAAGUACACACAUUUAGGUGCUGUAGAUGAAAGCCAUCUUGUACAUAUGGCCUACAAAUAUGAACAAAUAGAACGCAAAAAUCCAAACAAACCAGUUCAAGUUUAUCUGAGUAACCAAAUACCCGCCAUCUUGGCAUACCCGAUGAAUUCAGUAUUCAAUUAACAUUUUUAAAACUGCUUUCUAAAUACGCAAUUCCAGCUUUUAGUUUAAUAUGCGUGUAGGGGGAUGGGAAGUAAGGUAUCACGUUGCUGAUUAUGCUGAAAAAAUAAAAAUGGUGGCCGUGUAAACACGGAGUGAUAGCUUAUACUUGUAAAUAUUGAAAUAUUUCUGUUGUUUCUGCACUGAGUUUUUAUUGAAAAUUUUCAGCAUAAUCAGCAAUAUGAUACCUUACUUGCCGUCACCCCCUGCGCGCAUAAAUUAAAAGCUGGAAUUGCCUAUUUGAAGUAAAAAGUUAAAAAUUAGAAAAAUUAAAUAUUUGUAUUAAUCUUUUUCAUGUCUCUAGGUUUCAUUUGAACGAGAAAAACUUCUGAAACAUCCAUUGGUCACCUUCUUAUUACGUCAAAAAUGGCGUCGUUAUGGUCGCUAUGUCUACUACGCAAGUUUCACAUUCUAUAUGAUAUUUCUACUCUUCCUCACCGGUUAUGCUCUCGUCACUAGUGAGAAAUUUCCACCAGGCUACUGCAUCGCUCCACAAUGUAACUGUAGUUCAUUUCCAGGAAUUGAUCCAAAGAAUGCUUUUGAAUUUUUCUGGAUAAACAUCGGCCGUUCGGUCGUUUUAGUCCUUGCUAGUUUUGUCCUCAUUGUUAAGGUACAGAAUUUGCCACCUUAUCUGUUUCUUGCUAAAAUGCUUAAGAAUAUCGUUCCCCAUGUUGCGCAAACAGUUGCUUUGACUACGUGACAAUUGUAGGUUAUGCAUAAGUAUUGUGACCUUUCACGUAUAACCUGUCAUAUAACAUAUAUUUGUACAUGCACGAGAAUAGUUUUAUUAUACUGAUUUCAAUACUGAUAAGUGUGUUGAAAAAUGCAGUGCUAGCCGAUAUUUUAAAACACAAUUUCAAGGUUUUCAAAAAUCUGUAUAAUGAACGAUCGUCUUCGAGUGUACUACAUAAGGUUUAUAAGAUUAUUCAUGACAUAAAGCUAAAUCUUCCUUCAAUUCGCUUCUACGUGCAACUAGCCUGAUAUGAUUUCAUUUGUAAUUUAAAUCUAUAUCCUUGGCUUAUCUUUGUAAUUUUGAAUUUUACGCCCCCCUUCUAAAAUCGACUAUACAAAUACCAAUAAGAUGCAUUAAUCUACCCGAUCGACCAAUCACAUGCGUACUUAGUCAGUAAAAGAAAGUGGAAAAAAUCAAAUCUUAAUCAAAUCAAAAUUAAAAUCAAAAUUAAGUCAAAUCUAAAUCUUAAUACAGCACUAUUUAAAGAGAAAUCCAACACGAAAAUGGACUUUAUUACCGUGCUAUGAAGACAACAAUACCACAGAGUACUACACAGAAGUCCAUCUCCAUUGCUUUUUGCGUAAGCUCUAUUCGUCAUGAUUCGUCACUCAGCAAGUACCGUAAACAGAAGCAGUCACCCCCCUGGAUGUGCGCCAUUUUUAGUAUUUCCAGGGGGGGCUGUUUAUGGUACUUGCUGAGUGACGAAUCAUGACGAAAAGCGCUUACGCAAAAAGCAAUGGAGAUGGACUUCUGUCAGUCUGUGUAGUAUUCUGUGACAAUACGGUGCUGGUUUUCUGUGUGUUGUACUCAAGAAUUAUUAAUGAAUUUGAGAAUUUCUUUACUAAAUUAUAUUUUAUGUUUUAGUUGUUCAAAGCUGUGUGUUUGUGGAGAUUAUUCCUUACUUGGCACGAAUUAGUUGAACUGGGAACGUACACAUCUGCCAUUAUAUUUGUCACAAAUAAAGGUGGUGGUAGCCAGUCAACUAGGUGAGUUGCUCAGAGACUUAUAUUAAACACUCAAGACUGGCUUUCUCUGCAGUAGCAGGUGCGUCAUGAAAUAUUGGAGUGCCAAUUUCGGUUGCCAAGAUACUCCAACCUUUGGUUCACUUGCUGCAAAUUGCAGUACUUGAACCAUUUUAUGUCUCAAAUUUUAUGUUAAUUUUCUUCAUCAGGGUUCAUGGUUAAAAAGCGUCAGUUAGUAAUUUUAUUAGCUACCUGUCAGAGAUCUAUUAGAGUGGGAAGUCAUCCUCUUCACCCCUCUUCCUAAAUCCUAAUGUGCAAACGUUUUUGAAAUCAAAUAGGUAAAGCUAUUUUGUAAGAAUAAAGACUUAUCUUGCGACAUGACACGGCUUUGAUCACAGAAACGUCGAUAAUGUACUUCUCAACGUCGCUCUGCGCUGCAUUGGAAAUUGUGUUGCAAGUUGCAAAAUAUAUGCAAAUUAAAGAGAAGCAAUGUACAGUAACACGAUCUUUAUUAGUAAAAAAGGCUCAUUUUGAUCGAAGCUUUACCCGGCCAAAUUUCCGGAUGUGAUGUCAUUAGAUUAAUUUUAUAGUAGCAAUAACAGAAGCAAACUAAUAUGUAAUUCUUCUGAUAUGGCCUCAUGUCAGCACGAUUGACAGUGAAAAAUUCCUCUCCUCCGCAGAGGCGUUUUAAUUAAAAAACGCGGGCUAUAUACCCGCAUGUGGGUAAUUGAUGAGGUAUUACAUUAUUUCUCAGAAUGACCCAAACAUUGACCCAAAUAAUUAUAAUGGUAUCUAAAAUCAUAUUUGAGGUUAGUUAACAAACACAACUUCUGACGUUUUAUGUACUAUUUCUCUAGUUGUUUCGACAUUCACAACAGUGUUGGUGCAGCGUCGCUGUGUCUAGCAUGGUUUACUCUAGUUCUGUCCAUGAGAAAGUUCCCAAAGCUUGGUAUUUAUGUCGUUAUGUUUACGGAAAUGUUCCGAACUUUUGCUCAAUUCUUUGUUGUUUUGCUUCUGUUUAUCAUCGCAUUUGGACUGGGAUUUCAUGUUCUCUUGUAUAACCAGGUGAGAAACUUCACUGUCAGAUACUCUUGCUUUCGAGUUUGAACUUAGUGGAUCAAUUUUCAUAUUAACAACCUCAGUCGAAAUACAACCCUAACCGUAAUCUUCACUCCAUGGCCGGAUAUUAAGGGACAGGUGCACAUCGUUUUGCACCUCCCCCCGAGAAUUUUUCCACCUCCUUCACAUCAUUUUGCACCUCCCCCGGGGAAUUUUUUAUUGAAUAUUACUAAAUAUUUACGUGUUACUUAAGGUAUACACUUCAAAUGUAAUAAAUUCUACAAAAUUGAAAACGUGAUAAUAAUUCAUCUCUGUCAAUUACCCUUUUAGUGCCAACUUUGUAGUCAUACAGUCAUAAUUCAUAUAUGCAUUGAUAUGUAUGUACAUUGCAUGCAGUCAUGCAUGCUGUUGGCCAUGGCCAGAAAUCACGGACAUAAUUUAUUCCACUUCCUCACUAAUUUGCACAUCACUUUGAAAUAUGGCCACCAGAGGCGCCGGAAUAUUGAUAAUUGCGGGGGCAAAUAUUCAUAUAUUCGUGUUCACAGACUGUAAAAACAAUCGAUUUCAAAAGAAAUUAAUUGGGCAGAACACGAAUACAUGAAUAUCUGCCCCCCCCCCCCUCCCCAAUUAUCGAUAUUCCGGCGCUUCUGAAUAUGGCUCCAACA